AUGAAAAGUCUUAUAAGCUUUCUAGCCCUUAUAUGACUGGCUAUGGGUGAUCCUACAAGAACUGCUAAAGAUGGAUACUUAGAUCCUGGAAAAAUCAGAUGGUGGAAAGACAGUUGGGCUCCUAAUCCUAUUGAGCUCUCUCAAACCAACUCUGGGACUUCCAGUGUCACUGUCAAUAUCAAUUUUAGACCUCAAACAUCUUUACCAACAACAGGAAAUAUGGGGUUUGUUAUUGUGACUGUACCAUCAGCUUUUUCAAGCACAACAACUUAUACUUCUGGCUCUAUGGCAAUAAAGGCAAAUACUGAUACUUCGUAUUCUUUUACUUUGGGAACAGCUUUACCUUCUGCUGGAGUCUAUGGGCCUUUCCAAAUUGUGACUAAAACUUUAUCAGGUGGUCAAAUCUACGACGCAAACUACGUUUUUGGUUGUGUCGCAGUUUCAGCCUCUGUUUCUUCAGCUUCUGCGAAUUCUUUGACAGUAGCCACGGUCACUUUGACCUCUUCUACAGCCUAUGUUGGCUCUUCAGAUGGACUUACCUUUACUUUUACAAUUCCUGCUGGCACUAAUCUUUGGAAACACGACAUUUUUGAAAUCGUCCCUGACACCCACUGGACAAUUCCUUCAAGCCCAACUUGUGCUUCUGUCGACAUUUCAGGUACUACUAACAAUAUCAAAGGUCCUAAAGGAGACAAUAGCCUACCUUGUGCUAUUGCAGCUAGUGGACUUGCUAAUGGAGGAUAUAACACUGCUAAAUCAACUGCAACUCCUGCUACAAACAGUAUUUAUAUAUAUGGGCUUUCUCAAGAUGUGCUUAUAACAUCAAGUUAUCAGAUCAAGCUUCAAGUUUCCAGCUUUACUCUUCCUCUCUCAGCUGUUUCAACUUCAAAUUUCAGCUGGAAUCUAAAAAUAUGGAGGUGGGGAACUACCAACCUUCUUGCUCAAUAUGCUGGAACUGGGCCAUUGACUCCAGUCGCGGGUGCCGUAACAAUUAGCUCAUGGGUUCCUUAUAACACCAAUAUAGCUUCAACUGACAUCCCAAAUAGCAGCUCAAACAGUUUUUACUUGUUUACUAAACUCACUUUUUCAGCAGCCCACGCAAUUACAUAUGGGACAAUCGUCAUUACCUUUAAUAGCUACGCAGAUAUUUCUUCUGGGUAUUGGUGGCAAGAUCAUGCUGACACAUCCGAUGAUACUAGAGCAAAUUGCUAUCUGAAUACCUACGUAAAAGGUAUUAAAUGCAGCGUCGCUAGCACAAAGGCAACUAUAACUAUAGCAGACAAAGUUACUUUGGCUGCGAAUACAGCUAUCUCAAUCACAUUAUUGACCAAACUUACCUCAGGAGCUGCAAUUAGCUCAAUAAUAACUACUGAUUCAACUACCUCUGCGAAUAUUGAUCAAAUUACUUCUACAACCUCUUGGUCAUUUAACACUGCAGCUUCUACUUAUGUGCCUAUGACUAGUUUCCAAUUCUUUGCAACUGCUACAAAUUCCAUACCUUCUGGCGGAACACUCACUUUAGGGGAACAAAAAGGAGGAUAUACUGGAUCCCAAUAUUUAAUGUGGUAUAUGACCCCAAAAAACGACUGGUCUGCAACCACCACAUUAAAAGUCGGUUUACCAUUUUCUUCUACAGGGGUGCAGCUACUUUCAUCCUAUAUUACGACUGGCGCCACAUAUAAAGAAAAAAUACUUCAAAGCUCAGAUUAUUCUGGAAGCGCUGUAGCACUUGGAACGGCUGUAAACACGCCAACUCUCACUGCUGGAACUCCAGGAUCUAUUUCGAUUGCAUUUAUGGCAAGCGGAUUCCCUACAACAGGAGGUAAGAACAUGUUUGCUUUUUCAUAUGGGGAUAACUCAGCUGCUAGUUAUCAAAAUGCGCUGCCAUUUGUAGCAUCAAAUGUGGCUACUUUCUAUGAGUGUUGGGCUAAGACUUCAUCUACAACAAAUGGAGCAGUAACUGAAUUCUCUAACUAUGUUUUCUCAGUAAUAACAUCACAAGCUGAUUCUGCAUUAAAAGUUGCUUCACUGUGCAAAGACAAUUAUGCUGGAAUUCCAAUUGCUGUAGUUUUCCAUGCUUUGAAUCUUAAAUUUAAUUUCGGAGACACAAGUAACCUAUAUUAUCUAGAUGUAGAAUUUAACUCUUUAGGAUCAAGCAAUUUAGGGACUGGGGCAUCUGGUAAAGAAACAAUCCCUGUAGCUAGUGCAGCAACUGGAGCGACAGCCAGUCUUAACCCAACAUCAAAAACAGUGACUAUCUCUGGACUUGGAUCUGUUGACGCGGACACUACAGUUACCGUUUAUCUACCUUAUGGAGGAGACAUUACUACAAGCUAUACUACAACUCAAACUUUCUAUUAUCUUGUGGCUGGAGCUGACCCAGAUAAUAAAAUGGUUCUAUAUACUGGAACAGGAGGAACUACCUUUACUUCAACAGGUCAAGUAAAAUUUUCUGCAGGAUCAUUUACGACCCCUGGAUCUGGGACAUACACUAUUGGAGGAACUUCUGUUUCUACAACACUAAGUGUAACACCUGAUUCUUCGAUAACUUCCGAUGUAACUGCAGGCUGGAUUGGAGUUGGACUACCUGCAGGUUUUACUUCUUCAUCUACUAAGCUAAGCCUAAACUCAAAUAAUGCAGAUUUGUAUAAGGUCGCUUCAUCCAGCAGCUCAUUUAAAGGAGGAUUCUUGAUUGCACCACUUUCAGCCACUACUAAAGUUACUCAAGGAGCAGCAAACACUCUUUCAAUGGAUAGUGGCUUAACUGUUCCACCGUCUACAGGGUCAUCAGGGGCAGGAUCAGGAACGCUUACUGUAUUUAUAUCAGGCUCUACAAUAGGCAGCCAAUGCACAUGCGCAUCAAAAGCAUCCCCAAUAACAGUAACUAUCAACCCUGCAACGAUUACUGGUGAUACCUGUUCACUAGACAAACUCUACGCUCAAGGCUCAGACUCAGUCGAUUCUACCCUCACCUUAUCAUUUACAACUAUAAACCCUAUUCCUGCAGGUGGGUCAAUUACUAUUACUCUUGCUUCAAGCACCUGGACAUUGCCAUCAUCAUCUCCUAUUGUAAGCAAAUGUGAAGGAGUUGGGUUCACUGACCAAUCCACAGCUGACAAUCUCAAAGUGACAUGUGCUAUAUCAGGAACAACAGUCACUUUGACUCAAUUUUCUCAAAUUGCUGCAGGUUCAGUCAGUGUUAAGCUGUACCAUGUAAUCCUAACCUCCGCCACUGCAGGCUCACCAGCUUGCUUUACAGAUGUAACAACUUAUGAUGCAAGUAGCGAUGCUAUAGAUUCUGCAUCAGGCUUAACUAACUCUGUCACUGUAGUAGUUUCAACUGAAGCAGGCACCACAAAUACUAAUUCUUUUACUUCUAAAGCAUAUCCAAAUGUAGCUGGAGCAACCGCUGAUAUAUAUCUUACAUUUUCUUUAUCAAAAGCAGUCCCUCAGUAUGGCAUAAUAUCAAUUACUCCAGGAUUUGUCAGCUCAUUAGCCUUGACUUCUGGAGACGUCUCAAGCGCUUGUUGGACUGACCAAGACUACUAUGCUUGCACAGUUUCAGGCACUGCAAUUAGUAUACAAUUAAGCAACGCUCUUGCUGCAAACACAGCAAUGAAGGUAUACUUGGAUAUGGCUUUAGUUCUUCCUACCUCCAAUUCUACAACCACAGGCUGGACAAUUGCAUCCUCAUGGAACGGAGUUUCAAUUACAGCUGAUUCUGCUUCUGCAUCUCCAGCAACAUUCCAACAGGUAAUAGGAACUGCUGUAAGCAACGCUAUCACUUUAACCUCAAUUCUCGCUCUUCACUCACAAACUGCAGAUGAGACGACUUCUUAUAUCUUUGCUUUCUCAUCAGCUGUCGUGGUGGCUACUUCUGAUACCUUUGUAAUUGAGUUCCCUAAAGACUUUAGCCCUCUUCUUGGACUUGCCAGUGCUGUAUUCCCUGACUGCUCACCUAAUAACUAUUAUACUACUUGCAGUUCAACUGCUUUAGGAAUAGCCAGCGGAACUUAUUGCAGCGUUGACCAUUGGAAACUUACUGUCACUGGAAUCACUAAGGCAACAACUGCGGCCUCUGCUAGUAUUGAUAUUACUGUGGAUGGAAUCCAAAACCCAGUGGCAAGUACUACUGGAAAAUUCAGCUUUUACCAAUAUGGCUCAGAUGGAUCUGUUAAGGCUUAUACACAGAAAUCAGGUUCAGUGACUACUGUAAGUCUUCCAUCAACGAUGGUUUCUCUUAAAGAUGCCACAGUGGAUACUACAACUCUUUCGAAAUCAGCUACGUAUACAUUUGAUUUCUACCUAUCUUCAUCCACUACCUUUACUACAGACAAUAUCAUCUCCAUCUAUUUCCCAUCACAAUUCAACAAUAAAUUAAGAAACGGAAGCACAGUUCCUUGCAAGUCUGUCUAUUAUGAUGAAUCAUCCUCAUCUACAAGCACCACAACAAGCAAUACUUUAAGCUCUGCAACCUCAUGCUUAGUCUCAGGAAGCAAUGUCACCCUUACCUUCCCAAGCUCAUUGACCACAGCUACUGCAACAACCUCCAGAAUUCAACUCCAACUGACAGGUUUCUACAACCCUGAAUCUGCCAUCUCAAGGAGUACUCGGAUGGGACGUAUCUGACUAUUCCACUUUUAG
Blepharisma stoltei is the source of this 4644-nucleotide messenger RNA. The record is from the annotation of a GenBank genome assembly. NCBI's taxonomy places the organism in Eukaryota, Ciliophora, Heterotrichea, Heterotrichida, Blepharismidae.